GAUCUUUAUUUCUUAUUCAAACAUUUAUUUGUAUAAAUUGAGUUGAUAAAGAAUUCACUCCUUGUAAAAAAGUCACUAUGGUUCAAAUGAAGUAGACUAAGAACAUGGGAUUCCUUCAAGGAAGCAGCAAUUUGUUUUUGUUUUCUGAAGAUAAACAAAUUAAACAUUAUAAAUAAAAUGUUAUUUUGCAGAAGUUGUAGAAGGUUCAAGUCAAGCAGCCUUAAUAGUGCUGUUGAUGCUCUAGUUGAUGCUACUAGCACCAGCAAGUGGAAAUACAAACUGGAUGAUCAAGUUGAAAAGGAUUUACUUGAUGAAAAGAUAAAACCUAGACAUCAUCCUGGAAAAGUACCUUCAGCGGCAAUAAAUGUCCCCAAUUCAUUCAUAAAAGCAACGAAAAUCAUUCUAGAAGAUCAAGACAGUGCACCUAAAAAAGAAAUUAUCGAGAGGAGUGAAAAUUUUGUGAGGUAUUUACAAAGUAAAAAACCCCCCAUGGAGCAAGAUGAGUUGAAGGCACACAUAUCUGAGCUUAAAAAUAGGGUUGUAAAUAAGUUGGAAAAAACAAAUAAAGAACUACUAAAUAAUCCAAAUGUUAUUAAGAGUCAAAUGACGAAUUUGAUGAAAAAAACAGUGUAUAAUUGGUUUUCUGUCAAAUAUGAUAUUGUUCAAAGCUUAUGUUACUUAGUAGGAAGAUCAGCUGCAGAGUAUGCUGUUUUAGUGAGGAUAUUUUCAGAGAUAAAAGCUAGAGAUCCGAACUGGAAACCAACAACAUUGUUUGACUUUGGUUCUGGUGUUGGCACUGUUACAUGGGCAGCUAAUACUAUGUGGCCAAAAUCAUUCACAGAAUAUUUCAAUGUAGAUUCAUCAGCUGAAAUGAAUGAACUUGCAGAAAUCCUAUUGAAAGGCGGUCGAGGACAAAAGGAGAAUCCAUUACGUGGAGUUUAUUACAGACAGUUUUUUCCAAGUAAACCUGUACCCUAUGAUCUUGUUGUAUCAGCUUAUACUCUGAUGGAAUUACCCUCCUUACAGAAUAGGCUAGAAGCUAUCCGAAAAUUGUGGAAUAAAACUACAAAAUAUUUGAUAAUUGUCGAAUACGGAAGUUAUGCAGGAUAUAAGGUCAUCAAUGAGGUUCGGGAUUACAUUUUGAGUCUUGGAAAUGGUCAUGUAUUUAGUCCAUGUCCUCAAGACAGCACCUGCCCUAAAUUUAUUGCCGAAAAUGGCGUCCCCUGUAAUUUUGGAGUACGUUAUUAUGGCAUGCCCUUCAAGGAUAAUCGUCAAACUAUACAAGUUGAAAAAUAUUCAUACAUCGUAUUGAAAAAAGGAGCAAGAAGUGGAAAUGAUUCUGAUUGGCCUAGACUAAUUAAUCCUACAUUAAUUAGGCAUAAACAUAUUGUGUGUAAUUUAUGUACUAGCGAAGGAAAAAUUGAACAAUCUGUGUUUACUGCUUCCAAAUAUGGAAAGCUUGCAUAUCGAUGUGCCAAAGCUUCAGACUGGGGUGACCGUUUACCAAUGAAUAUAAAAAACCCGACAGAUAAUGAGAAUGUAGACAAUACAACCAUGAACCCAGAUGAGAAAUUGAAUGAAUAAAUUUUGUUACAAUA
Messenger RNA from Coccinella septempunctata (seven-spotted ladybird), 1598 nucleotides. RefSeq names its product methyltransferase-like protein 17, mitochondrial. Gene Ontology annotation, biological process: translation. Gene Ontology annotation, molecular function: structural constituent of ribosome; methyltransferase activity. Gene Ontology annotation, cellular component: mitochondrial small ribosomal subunit. The record is from RefSeq and is a predicted model, not a curated record. The coding region runs from base 178 to 1584 and encodes 468 amino acids. Lineage: Eukaryota; Metazoa; Arthropoda; Insecta; Coleoptera; Coccinellidae. The transcript is spliced from 9 exons.